Molecule: messenger RNA, 1747 nt
Organism: Oppia nitens
Lineage: Eukaryota; Metazoa; Arthropoda; Arachnida; Sarcoptiformes; Oppiidae
Product: intracellular coagulation inhibitor 1-like
Exons: 3
Coding region: 6-1715 (569 amino acids)
Molecular function (GO): serine-type endopeptidase inhibitor activity
Source: RefSeq, a predicted model, not a curated record
AAUACAUGUAUUUGCAAACAUUAAUUUGUUUAUCGACCAUAAAUCAAACUAUUGGUUCAAAUUCUAGCACAACAUCUAAUACAACAUCUAAUAAUUUUACAAUAUUACAUGUAUUUGAAAACAACAACAACCAUACAUACAAUUUGGUAAAUAAUACCAAUUUUAUCAAUAAAACUAAUGGCAUCCAAACAUUCGGUAAUAAAUUGGAAAAUCAAACGGUGCUGCAGAAUGUUAGCCAAAUAUUGAAUAUAAAUUGUUCAGUAAAUGACACUAUUAUUGGUAGUGAUAGUAAACAUGAGAUGAACACUGAAAACGGUAGUUAUGUUGGUUCACGUAAUGGCACUAAUAAUACACAAUUAAUGUCAUCAUCAAACUUAAUGAAUAGUAAAUUGGAUCUCUUAUCAAAUAAUAGUAGUGAUAAUAUCUAUAAUAGUAGUACUAGUGAUGAUAAUAACCAUACAAUUGUUAAUGGUACUGGUACAUUUGACCAUUUAAUAGGCAUAAAUAAGAUUCAUCGCAUCUAUACUAGAAUUAAAGCUUUUGUAGACAUGAGUAAUGGGUUUGGAUUAAAGUUAUAUCAGUUUAUGUGCGAAGUCUAUCCAAACUUUUUAUUUUCACCGAUAAGUAUAUCAGUAAUGAUGGCAUUACUAUUGCGAACAUCGUCUGGUCAGUCAUACAAUGAAAUACACGAUGUCUUACAAUUAAAUGUCAGUUAUCAUAGUAUUGAUAACAUACAAGAACUGGAGGAAUGCGUUGAGAAUGUCCUAAACUAUUUGCAGACACCAAUAGCUACAGAAUCGAUGGCCAACAAUGAAUUGAAGUUAAAUAACAGAAUCUGUUUAAGAGAUGGCACUAAAAUCAUCACUAACUUCAUGUCUGACGCAGACAAGUAUUUUGCAGCUAAAAUCAAAGCAAUCAAUUUCCGAUUGGCCCGAAACAUAACUGACCAGAAAUUGGCCAAAUGGUUGGAAAACAGUACCCGAUCGCAGCUAAUAAGUCAUAAGAUUAGGUUAGACCCCCUUCGUGAAGACACAGCUAUGCUAGUAAUGAGCAAUCUAUACAUGAAUGCCAUUGACUUUAGCAAUGGUUUAUUCAUCAAAAGUGAUUUUUUCGCAUUUGGUUGGCGUCCUAUAAAAACAGAGUACAUUCAAUGGACAAAGUUAGCCAAUAUAACCACCAGUGCGCGCCUCAACAGCUCAAUACUGAAAAUACCUCUCCAGUCGGAUACGGUUACGGUUAACAAGAAAUUUGAGCUAAUUAUAGUACUACCCAACCAUAAUCAUAGCUUAGAGUCAACCGAAAGACAGAUAUUUUCUACACCUAACAUACUGUUUAAUGAGUUAAAUAAUAUGACGGCACGGGUAGUCAAUGCAAUGAUACCGCAAUCGUUUAUAGUAAGCAAUUGUCUCAGAUUGGACCGCAUAUUACCACAUAUUGGUGUUAAAUCAGUGUUUCAAUCAGAGACCAGUCAACUGACCAAAUUAACCGCCGAAAACCUGUAUAUUAAUCGUAUAUAUCACGAGUCGUACUUUGAAUUCAAAAGACCUAAUAAUAAUAACCCUAUAUUUCACGGCUCGAUAAACACAGAAUCGACAGGAAGUGAAAAACAAGUUUCCAUAGAAUCAGAAUUCAUAGCAAACCGACCCUUCAUUUAUAUGAUCAUUGAAACCAAUUCAUCAGCACUUAUAUUAAUGGGUCGAAUAACUAUCAUAUAAACAAAAUUAUUGUAUUUUAUUUUUUAUUAAUU